Molecule: messenger RNA, 1338 nt
Organism: Solanum tuberosum (potato)
Lineage: Eukaryota; Viridiplantae; Streptophyta; Magnoliopsida; Solanales; Solanaceae
Exons: 4
Coding region: 1-1338 (445 amino acids)
Source: RefSeq, a predicted model, not a curated record
AUGGCAGUGGACGAAAACAUUGCAGUGGAUGGAAUCAUUCCUCCCCACCGCCAACCAAUAGCUCCAAGGGGUGUGAGGUUCACAAUCACCAGCAUGAUGAUUCAAUUGCUAAAUCUUAAAGGUAUGUUCAGGGGUGCAGCUGGCGAUGAUACGAACCAACAUUUGACGAACUUUGUGGCGAUUUGCAAAUCGCAAGAGAUUCCUGGAAUGAAAGACGAUAUCAGUGCCCAUAAGAAGCUACCAGGAGAAGCAAUGCAUGACACUUGGUGGAGAUUCAGCCAAAAGAUAAAAAAGUGCCCAAACCAUGGUCUCACUAAGAGGCAUUUAAAACAAGCUUUAUAUAGAUCUUUGAACUAUGUCACUAAACCUGUUGUUGAUGCAGUGUGUGGGGGAUCAUUUAUGAAGAAACCAUUUUCAGAGAGCAUGCAACUGAUGGACAAAGUGUUAAAGAAUAACAGGGCAUUGUACAUCAGGGAUGCAGAAGUAGGAGAUCUGGGGAAUGAUCGCAGUGGUGUAUAUGUGCCCUCAAGUAAUAGAGAUCGGGCAAGUGGUAGUUCCAGCGGGUCUAAGCUGGAAGACAUGUUGGCCAAGGUGCUACAAAAGGUGAAAUCAACUGAUGAACGGGUGAAGGAGAUGAAAAGUGAUUUCUCCAGUAUGAGUAAGCUAGUAGACUCUCACACCACCUCCAUCAAGCAGAUUGAGCAACAAUUGGGGCAACAGAGGAAGAAUAGGUCACUACCAAGUGACACGAUCCAAAAUCCCAAAAAAGACAGGCAUUGCAUGGCUAUCGCCACUAGGAGUGGUAAGAUCCUUACUGACCCUAUUUCUGUAGGUACUAAACAUGAGCAUGUGUUGGAGCAAGAUGGAAGAAAAGAGGAUGAAGCUGAGCAAGUAGAUGACUUGGAGGAUGCGCAACCAAUAGCUAAACCAGCAGGAGCUAAAGAAAAAGAGGUUGAGAGAACUUUGCCGUUACAGCAAAUCCCAAGACCACCUCAUCCUUUCCCUCAAAGGCUUAAAAAGAAAGUCGAGGAUAGGAAAUUUGCUAAAUUCAUCAGUAUGCUGAGACAGCUGUCCGUGAACAUACCAUUGGUGGAAGCCCUUGAGCAGAUGCCAAGAUAUGCCAAGUUCAUGAAGGACUUGGUCACAAAGAAAAGAGCUGUAAGUAUCGAUCUAACUGACAAUGUUCAUCACUGUAGCGUUAUCGCUACCAGGUCAAUGGUACAGAAGAAGGAGGAUCCGGGUGCAUUUACCAUACCGUGCACUAUCGAAUCUAUUGAAUUUGCAAAGGACUUGUGUGAUCUAGGGGACAGUAUCAACGAUGCCGCUAGCCAUCUAUAA